Lolium perenne is the source of this 1197-nucleotide messenger RNA. RefSeq names its product pathogen-related protein. Lineage: Eukaryota; Viridiplantae; Streptophyta; Magnoliopsida; Poales; Poaceae. The record is from RefSeq and is a predicted model, not a curated record.
UACUGUUCUUAUUUUCCAAUGCAGUGACGUUUGCAAUGAUGCAGUUCCUCUCUAUUUAUAUGACUCACAGCUUCCAAAAUGCCACAAUCAAGCUGUCCCUUCAGCUGAGCCGAAAUCAGUUAGCUAUGGCAUCUGCAGAAACCGGAGGGGACAAGUACCGGUCGUUCAUCCACGGCGAGGGCGAGAAGAACACGGUGUGGAGGCUUGGAGCCCCUCCAAACUUCGACGUGGUCAACAAGCUCUUCGAGGAAGAGAGGACCAACGAAUGGCCGGAGGGGUCUGUGGAAGAGAAGGUGCAGCGCUUGCUCAAGACCUGGGAGAUGGAGAUGUUCCACAAGGUGCGCCCCGAGGACCAGAAGAUCGUUCACUCCCAGGGAUACACCGGGAGUACCAACGGAAUGAAGCCUCUAACGCGGAAGGAAUGGAGCGCCAUGGGUGGCUACAAUGCGUUCCUGGCGACCACCCUGCCGCCGGAGCACCGCAUCUACGACCCAGACAAGGAGACGGCUGAUUCUAGCAUGUCCACGUUCUUGACGGCGUUUCCCCGGGGUUUCGCCAUCGAGGUGCUCGACGUCUACUGCAGCGGCCCACCCAAGGUUGCCUUCAAGUUCCGACACUGGGGGUACAUGGAGGCGCCGUUCAAGGGGCACCCGCCUCAUGGCCAGCGUGUGGAGUUCUUUGGCGUCUGCAUCUUCCAUGUUGAUGAGGAGAUGAAGGUGGAGAAGGCAGAGUACUACUACGAGCGGGGAAACUUCCUAGCCAGCUUCUUGAGCGCGCCUGCUGCUUCUGCAGCAUCGGCUUCAGGUUGCCCAGUGAUGACAGGAAACGGAAGCAAUAAGGAUUAUUGAAACAUGUAACUUGCAUCAAUGUAAAAGGACGAUCACCUCCAUAUUUUGAGUUGGCUUUGAUUCCAUGUCUGGGACAUGACAGUGUUUUUAAUAAAGUACUACUAGCUUAUUUGUUACAAACACCACUUGUGGUAUAUAGGGGUGACAAAACAACACUUGAUUUGGACAGAACUUUCAGAAGAGCUACGUGAAAAUGACUUGAUCAUGAAUCUGAAUUUAGCGAACUAUAGGCUUAGCAGUCUUAGUUUCGACCUAAACCUAGCCUUUCUUCAUUGUUCCGAGGUACAUACAGAAUGUCACCCAGAGGCUUUAUGUGAGCAUUACAAGGAACAUCGUUUGCCACCCUCUU